Molecule: messenger RNA, 1878 nt
Organism: Fulvia fulva
Lineage: Eukaryota; Fungi; Ascomycota; Dothideomycetes; Mycosphaerellales; Mycosphaerellaceae
Product: Vegetative incompatibility protein HET-E-1
Exons: 1
Coding region: 1-1878 (625 amino acids)
Source: RefSeq, a predicted model, not a curated record
AUGCGACUGCUGAAAACAGGCCCAUUUGUUUCAGGAAAUCCUACUACUCUGGAACUUCAUGACUUCCCAGUCAACCAGGCCCGAUAUGCCGUCCUUUCUCACGUCUGGAGCUCACCGCAGAACGAAAUCUUGUAUUCUGACCUGCUAGACUCAUGCGAUACCUCCAUCAAGCGACUGGAAGGACACAUCUCAGUCGACCUCGCCAUUUCAACUUUGCAACGCAAGAGAGGCUGGGUGAAGCUAGCAUUCGCUCUUGAGCAGGCUGAUGAGGACGGCAAAGAAUGGCUGUGGGUAGAUACGGCAUGUGUCGAUCGCUCCAGCAGUUCUGAACUUGCCGAAUCUAUUAACUCCCGGUGGCAAUGGCUGGAAGCUGCGGCAAUAUGCUAUGCAUUUCUCGGUGAUGUUCCACUGGAGAGGUGGCGCGAGAUGAAGUUUGUGAGGCAUCUUGCGAGUAGUUGGCUCAGUGAUGGCUGGACGCUGUCGGAUCUGAUCGCGCCGGGACAUGUCGUCUUCUAUUCCAUGGAAUGGUCCCGCUUGGGAGACAAGCACGAGCUUUCCCGACUGCUCUCCACGGCCACGCAGGUACCCAUACCAGUCUUGGAAGGCGCAAGGUCGGUCCAAGAGGAGAGUGUCGCCGCACGUAUGGCCUGGGCUGCGAACCGUCAGACUCUGCUGGUCGAAGAUCGAGCAUACAGCUUGAUGGGACUUUUCGACAUUAGCAUGCCAGUCCUCUAUGGAGAGGGCCCAAAGGCGUUCCAAAGACUUCAAGAAGAGAUCAUUCGCAGCUCCGAUGACCUCAGUAUCUUCUGCUGGAAAGACGCAGAAGUCGGCAAACGUUUGCACGGCUUGAUGGCAGAUAGCCCAAAGGCUUUUGCACACUCCGCAGCAUAUCGAGCGUACGCCUUCGAGGAUGUUCCCCCAUUCGAUGUCAACAAUCGUGGAGCUCGACUGAGCUUGCAUCUUACUCCAGAAAAGGACGAAAUCGUUCUUGCUGCUUUACCCUGUCCAGAUCCCGGCUCUCAAGAUGGCUAUCUUGCGAUUUACCUCCGGAAACUUCCCUCUGGUGACAAGCAGUACGCAAGGGUCCGCUGCGACGAAAUCACAGUCUUGGACAGGCGAGGCUCUCUGGAGCAAAUCUACGUCCGCCAGGUCAUUCCUCCAUCGAUCGCAAGCUCGUCAUUGAUAUCCGUGGCAAAUGGCCACGAAAAUGGCAAGUCAGCCGCAAAGCACAAAGAGUCGGUAUUACCUACUCACAUCUUCCACCUCAACAAGUUCAAGACGUGGGACGGGUACAAAGUCAUCGACGUGCACUAUCAGCCCCCAAAGGUUCAGCUCAAGGACUUUGGCGAACUUGCAAACGAGCUGAAGCACCCCGAAAAUGUGCCAGAGCAGCACCACGUUACCUUCAAAAUGGUCAAAGCCGAUCAUCGUCUUACAGCCGUCAUCCUCCUGGGCCGUGACGAGGACGAUAAACGUAUAGCGCUCCUCUUAGGCUCUGGAGAAGACUGCGAGCCCGGAUUCGACAUUGUGGAGUGCAGAGACCUUCAAGACCUCAGAGAUUGCUAUCGACCCUUCGAGCCCAUGGCUUUUGGAACGAUGGCAUUUGGCAAGCGACAUCGUGUGGUUGUCAGAGCUGAGCCGAUUGUGAGGCAAGCAGUGAAGGUCUACCUCAUUGAGCUCACGAUCGGUGCCUUGUCGAGGAUCCCGAACAUGGGUCCAAUCGAAAGAGUGGAUAGCAGGAGAUCAAGCAUCGCAAGCAGCAAGAGGAUGAGUUGGAUUGUGCAGAAGGUGGUAAGGAGGCAUAGUCAGGUUUCGAGUUUCAGUCGUCCUUCGUCGCAGCUGGGUAAGGAGUCUAACGGGGUGUCGUCGACGAGCUGA